AUGCGGCGUUCGAAUGCGGACGGACAAAAAAGAGAGGGGAGAAUGACUCCAGGGCGGGGCGAGGCAGAGCCGCAAAACGUUCAAGGAAAGGAUGUAAAGUGUGAUGAAAAGCAACCUCGAUGCGGCCAGUGUGAAAGAAGAGAUGGGAAUUUCCACUUGAAGGAUUCUAUCUUCAAACAGCACGUUUUCUCCCCAGUUGAAGUCUCUCACGCUGCUGCUGCUCAAUCACCGAACGUCGAGUUGAACAUUCAGCCAGACGAUCCAGUAUUUGAUCUUCCAACGAGCCUAGAGCAACGGAGUAAUAUUACCGCGUCGGAUGAGCUUCCGCCGUUUCAGCCUCACAACACGUCCAAUACACCCUGCCCACACACACUUCCACCGCCCAGUGCAUUACCAGGCAGCCUCUUCUCUACAGUUCCUAUUGCUGGUCUCCGUCACUCGGGUGAUUUGCUCUUUGAACAUCAAUAUGGAAACAUAUCAAGUACAAGCCCUAGUGAAGCACCACUCUCGGAACAAGGCCCGUGGCAGCAGCAUGUUGCCAACACGUUUCCAAGCCCACGAACGAUCACGUAUGAUGAUUCUCAAGAGCCUACAGUUGAGUCAUUGAAGGAUACCCAACAAGAGUUGUUUCUCCUCCGACAUUAUUCGGAAUGCAUAGCACCAUGGUAA
Molecule: messenger RNA, 669 nt
Organism: Clonostachys rhizophaga
Lineage: Eukaryota; Fungi; Ascomycota; Sordariomycetes; Hypocreales; Bionectriaceae
Source: the annotation of a GenBank genome assembly